This is a messenger RNA of Haemonchus placei, 630 nucleotides long. Lineage: Eukaryota; Metazoa; Nematoda; Chromadorea; Rhabditida; Trichostrongylidae. The record is from the annotation of a GenBank genome assembly.
UGUCAACAGUUCUGGUACGAUGGCUGCAAGGGACGAUCUCGAAAUAUCUUCUCGGAUCUGGAAACAUGUGAACAGAUGUGCGAAGCUACCAAUAUCUUGACUAGGGCAGGUAUGCUGGCAUGCUGUGUAUCGGCCAUCGUUCAAAUCCUCUUCACACUAUUCCCAUUGGAUUUUCGAAUACUCUACCUCAUUACUCACAUAUCACUGAUUGCUUCUCGUUCAGAAAUCUGCUGGGACAAAUUCGAUAUGAACUACAGGAAUCAAUGUCUCAAUGGUAAUUGGCAACAACGUUACUAUUUUGACCAUGCUUCGUUGACAUGUCGACAGUUUUGGUACGAUGGUUGCCGAUCGGAUUCUCGAAAUAUGUUCGAAGAUCAUCUUACAUGUCAGUGGUUGUGCGAAUCACAACCUAUGUACAAAUCAAGAGCUUGUCUACAAGACUUUGACAACCACUACAGGGAUCAGUGCAAUGGCGGUCGGUGGCGGCAGCAGUAUUACUUCGACAGGAAUGUAAAACGCUGUAUUCCAUUUUGGUACGAUGGUUGUACAGGAGAGAGUGAGAAUCUCUUUCAAGAUGAGAUGUCCUGCUUGAUCACCUGCGAGAAUCCAACGAAAAAAGAUCGUGAGUAA